UGUUAAUGUGUAACCAGUAUUCUAAAUAAUCUAAAUGCUAUGUGCCAGUGUAGCGUGACGCGUUUGUGUUCUUUUCAUUUUUCAGUUGUUUUAAUUAAAUGUUAACAUUUCAGUGUUCUAUUAUUAUCUAGCAUAUUAUGAUGCUUGACGAUCACGAUUUUGUUACAAUUAACAGUCGACAAAAUCAAUAGAAUCGUGGUUUUGAUUAUUACAUUAACUUGUGGAUAUUAUAAUUUCUAAUUUGUUUAUCCAAUGCAUUGGUUUUAAUUCUUACAUUAUUUGUUGUGAAUAAUAAUUUAUAAAUAUGUUAGUUAUACAGAGUAUUCUGUUGUGUUAUUGCAAUGACUCAUUGGGAUAUUUGAAGUCUAUUAUUAACCGUUAUUUAUACGAUGGCGAAAAAAUAUCCGAUUCUAAGGGUGACAAAAUAAUAGAAAUUAUCAGUCAACAAUCAUGUGCAUGUACAUUGAAUGGAUAUAGUUUGAAAUUUUGGCCACCAUUGUAUAUGCAAAGAUACAUGGCUAUACAAGAAAUAAUUCAACAUCCUAUUUGGAAUGGUUCAAUAAAAAAAAUUGUUGAUUUUGGUUGUGCUGAAAUUGGUUUAUUUAGAUGUAUUAAACCAAUUCCAGGGCUCAACAACAUCAUGGUUGUCGAUGUGGAUUUUGAUACAUUGGAUAAAAAUCAAUGUAAAGUGUUGCCAACUACCUAUGAUUAUUUAUCAAAGCAUUUACGUAAAGAGCCGUUGACAGUAGACAUUUAUAAUGGGAGUAUAGCUGACCAAGAUGAUAGGAUGUUAGGAAUUGAUGCAGUUAUAUGUAUAGAAUUAAUUGAACAUUUAUAUUUGGAUGUUCUGGAUGCAUUACCCUAUACUGUGUUUGAAUUCAUUAAACCAAAAUUAGCUAUAUUCACGACACCUAAUGUGGAAUUCAAUAUUCUAUUUCCAAAUUUUACAACACAGUUUAGAAAUGAUGACCACAAGUUUGAAUGGACUAGAAAACAAUUCAAGGAAUGGGCUAAAAAAAUAACUAACCGUUAUUCAGAGUAUGCUGUGCAAUUUGAUGGUAUUGGAGCUGGUCCUUCUGGUACAGAAAAUAUUGGUUGUUGUAGUCAAAUAGCUAUUUUUUAUAGGAAAGAUAUGACAACAUCACCAGUUAAACCUAUUGGUUCUACUCCUUACAAAUUGUUGAGACGUGUUGACUAUCCAUUUGAACUUGAUGAUGAAAAUUCUUGGACACGUUCUAUAUAUGAAAAGAUAAGAAAAUUUAUUUCAGAAGCUUCAUGCAUUAACAAAUAUAUAGUUGGUGAAUAUAUGGAAAUACCAUUAAAUGAUAUUAUGCCAUUUGUUUCGGAUUGCUGUUCAUCUAUUGAUAAAUUAGAAGAUAUUGUCAACAAAGUCUACCUUACCACAAAAAAUGAUCAUGGAGAAUGGUUUAUGAUAAAAGAAAAGCCAGAAUUCAGUUCUGAUGAAUAUGAAUCAGAUUCAGAUUCUUCUUCAAAUAAUAGUGGACAAGAGUACAGUUUAUUGGAAAAUACAGCAAAUGUUGACAAUGAUGAUGAAGAUUGGAAUGCUAUCAUAAAUUCUGAAAAAACAAAACUUUGUUUUUCUACUCCAAUGACUAAAAAUUUAGAAUUAAAAUCUGACAUACAAGUGGAUAGUUUCAGCACAGUACUUUCAAAUUCGGAUUUAUAUAAAACAGCAGUUGAUUAUAUUAAGAAUGAAGAUAUGGAAAUCUCUUCUAGUUGCAAUGGAAGCAUUAUUGUUGAAGACUGUACAGUUUAUCAGGACUUCAAAACAGGUCGAAAUAAUUCUGUAAUCAAUGAAGAAGAUAUUGAUGAAACAGAAAAUACAUUAACAUACAGUUCAAAAAGUCAUGAAUCGUUCAAUGAUGGUGAUAAAUUCAACGAUAACAUAGUUAAUGAUAACACUUUUGUUCAAAAUAAUAGUAAUAUAUCUUUAAAAGAAAAUUGUAGUUCUAAUACUACUCUUAAACUUAAUCCUGAUAAUCCUGAUGAAAUAUGUAUCCCUGUUAAUGAUAAAGAAAAUGAAAUUGAUUAUCAACUAACAGUAUGUUUGAACAGAACAUUGUUAGAUGAAAACGGUUAUACAGAAAAUUUGUUAACUUCAGAUAAAGAAUUGUCAAAAAAAUGAAAAUGUACAAUUCAAAAAUUAAAUCAUAAUUCAUGGCACAACAAUGUCUUAAUUCAAAUGCUACAACACUAAAUAGUUGCCACAGCAUGGUUUAUUUAUCAAUGAAUAAAUGUGUUGUACAGUUUUUUUUUUAAUUUUAAAUUAUCUAAUUUUUAGUUUUAUUUGUAAACAACUUAAAAUGCAACCUCAAGACUGUUUUUUAAUUAAAUAACUAUGAAAUUUUAAAUAAGUGAUGGGUAAUAAUAUUUGUUCCUAUAUUUUCA
This is a messenger RNA of Melanaphis sacchari, 2409 nucleotides long. It is a transcript of the gene Hen1, whose product is annotated as small RNA 2'-O-methyltransferase. Gene Ontology annotation, molecular function: RNA methyltransferase activity; O-methyltransferase activity. Gene Ontology annotation, cellular component: cytoplasm; nucleus. Gene Ontology annotation, biological process: RNA methylation; piRNA processing; siRNA processing. Bases 305 to 2146 code for a protein of 613 amino acids. The transcript has 7 exons. Lineage: Eukaryota; Metazoa; Arthropoda; Insecta; Hemiptera; Aphididae. The record is from RefSeq and is a predicted model, not a curated record.